AGAGCCAUUGGGGCGUGCGGGGUUCAGGCUGUGCAUGGGGGAGCCUUAGCUGAGAGAAUACGCGAGUUUUGAUAGUCAGAGCAUUUGGUCUGAAUUAGCAGAGCAGGGUGAGCAGUCUGAUAAGGUCAUUAAUACUUUGGUGUUGGGCAAGGUAAAUAUGGAAUCACCAAAACAUCUUGGUGAUGAGCUCAAGAAGACUUGGCAGGUGAUUUUUGGUGAGAGGUUUUACCACAGGCUGUGCCUUCUGUGUGCAGAAACUGCGCUGGCUGAAGCUGUGGUCCAGAGCUGCCCUCCAAGGAAAGUAGCAAGGAACGGUGAUACUUCACCAGCUGGUGUAGAUGGGAAGAACUAUGUCAUGGGGACAGUUUGGGUGAGGGAUGACAGACCUCUGUGUGCUGGAAAGAGAACUGGCAGAAUCCGAUUACAGCCCAGUUGUGUCCUGUCCUGAUUCAGUCACAGGCCUAAGUGGCACUAGGUCAGUGCUAUGGUUUUGGUCAGACUAGGGUCUAGCAGGAUGGUAAGAUGUUCUUAGAUCUUUAGUGCAAGAGAAAAUAACUGUGGUGUUUUAACCAUGCUGAGGGACAGCCAUGGUGUAACUGGGUUUUGUGACAUCGCUGCUUUUAUAAGGAAGACAGGACCUUAGAGGAAGAUGUAUCAAGAAUCUCAAGGAGUUAAAGCCUGGGGUGAACUGCAGCACGCAGUAGGUCCUCGACAGCUGUGGAUUAUUGCUGUGCCCGGCAGUUCCACACUGUUUUAGCAAGCACGUAACUCAGGGAUCUCAACAGGAGCUGUCGCUGCCUUGCUUCAGAGGAGAAAGUACAGCAGGUAACUCUGGAACUGGGAGAAGCUGCAGGGAUAACAUGGACGAAACUGGCAAAGGAGGAUGUGGCCAGGAAUAGCUCAAGAGGAGAAGGUAUUUUGUCUUCAGGACCUGGAUAAGAGCAUGGAAAUAGAAACUGGGCUCAGAAUUAGAUGAGAGGAAAGAGGGAGGAAGGAGCAGGAGCUGAGAGAGCCUUGAAAGUACCAGCAGCAUGAUGGUGGGUGCAAACAAAUGGGAGGGAGACUGCAGCAGGUGAGGAAGUUCUCAUUAAGGAGAGCUUAAUGAGACAAUAAAAGCCUCUGUGAAAGCUAGCAGUCCCCAUGCCUUCCCCCUGGUGAAACUUUCCUGGGCUGGUUGGAGAUAACCCCGCGCUGAAGCUGAUGUGGCAGAUCUGUGAGUCAUUGCAGAGUGAUCCGGAACCGAGAGCGUGGUUAGAAAGAGGAAAACAAACUGAACCCAAAAAAAAGCCAACCUGGCUAAGCAGUGAUGGAUGGAGCUCAGGAGAUUGGAUGACAGCAGCAUUUGUCUUCUCUCAGGUGAUGGAUGCAGGCUGUCGUCCCACCGAGUGUUGGAUGAGCAGUGCCUUUCACCUUGGCUGGACUAGGCACGCUUGGUGAGCCAUCCCGGCAGCUGUGGCUUCUCUUCCCCUUUCACGAAAAGCUUCCUUCUCUACAAACACUGGCCCGAUGGCAAAGGCGGGGAUGGAGAGGACCUACGGCUGUGGUGUUGGUGCCCAGAGCAGCAGAGAUGGAGGAGAAAUAUUAGUAUCAAAGAAUGCCAACAACUGCUUCAGCAAGUGGAUACAUUGUGCAAGAGGUCAUUAUUUACAGCUGCCAGCUUUAUUGAACUCUUCCUUACAUUUCAUCCCUAUUUUCUUUUAGAAGCGGAAAAACAACUUAGGUUUGAUGUUUUGUGUGCCAUCAACUGAAUUUGGGGCCAUCAUGAAUAUAACCAAGGGUGGACUGGUGCUGUUUUCAGCUAAUUCCAAUUCGUCAUGCAUGGAACUAUCGAAGAGGAUUGCUGAGCGCUUAGGAGUUGAGAUGGGGAAGGUUCAGGUUUAUCAAGAGCCAAACAGAGAAACAAGAGUGCAGAUUCAGGAGUCUGUGAGAGGAAAGGAUGUAUUUAUCAUCCAAACAGUUUCAAAGGACGUGAAUACUACGAUCAUGGAACUCCUGAUCAUGGUGUACGCUUGUAAAACCUCCUGUGCCAAAAGCAUUAUUGGAGUGAUUCCUUACUUCCCAUACAGCAAACAGUGCAAGAUGAGGAAAAGAGGCUCCAUUGUCUCUAAAUUACUGGCUUCAAUGAUGUGCAAAGCUGGACUAACUCAUCUUAUUACCAUGGAUUUACAUCAGAAGGAAAUACAGGGAUUCUUCAAUAUUCCAGUUGAUAACUUGAGAGCAUCUCCAUUUUUACUACAGUACAUCCAAGAAGAGAUACCAGACUACAGGAAUGCUGUAAUUGUGGCCAAAUCACCUGCGUCUGCAAAGAGAGCACAGUCAUUUGCUGAGCGCUUACGGUUGGGAAUUGCUGUGAUUCAUGGAGAAGCUCAAGAUGCUGAGUCUGACAUGGUGGAUGGUCGACACUCACCACCUACAGCCAAAAAUGUAGCUGCUAUUCAUCCCAGUUUGGAGAUACCCAUGCUGAUUCCCAAGGAAAAACCACCCAUCACAGUUGUUGGAGAUGUAGGAGGAAGAAUAGCUAUCAUCGUGGAUGACAUCAUAGAUGAUGUUGACAGCUUUCUUGCUGCAGCUGAGACCCUCAAGGAGAGGGGGGCUUACAAGAUCUUUGUGAUGGCCACACACGGCCUGUUGUCGUCAGAUGCUCCCAGGCUGAUAGAGGAAUCUGCCAUCGAUGAAGUGGUUGUUACAAACACAAUUCCACACGAAAUACAGAAACUCCAGUGCCCUAAAAUCAAGACCGUGGAUAUCAGCAUGAUCCUCUCGGAAGCCAUUCGCAGGAUCCAUAACGGGGAGUCCAUGUCGUACCUUUUCAGAAAUAUAGGACUGGAUGAUUAAUGCUUUUUAUUCUAAAGAAGCACCCGGGCCAAACUGGAAGCAAACAGAUAACGAGCUGUGAAGCAUCGUGCUUACCUUAAUAUUUCUAUUGAGCCACUUUUUGUUUUCUCUUGGUUUAAGGUUUAACAGUUUUUAAGAGCUGGUUUUUUUUUUCUUUGCCGGGGGUUUUUUUUUGGGGGUGGGGUGGGUGGGUGGGGAAUAAACAUUUUACAAAAAACUGUUCUAGUUGCUUUUAGGUUAGUUGCACUAUAUACGUGAUGGAAAAAAACCCCACAAAACACUUGAGGCAAGAAUUUGGCUUCUAAAUUGAGCGUUCCUUUUCCAAAGCUGCUUGCUACAAGUGCUUUAAAAGAUAAUAAAAUAAAGUUGACUGUAUAAUAUUUGCAUUUUAAAAGCCAAAAAGGUUGUACUGUUGUACGCAGUUAAGUGAUUUUGUAGGAGUGCUUUUAUAGAAAAGCAUAUGAAAUAUGCACCUGUAUUUAUUUUCUGCGACGAAAAAUAAAGACUUUGUUUUGUGUGAGCUUUCUAAAAAUGUUCACGUACCA
Calidris pugnax (ruff) is the source of this 3380-nucleotide messenger RNA. It is a transcript of the gene PRPSAP2, whose product is annotated as phosphoribosyl pyrophosphate synthetase-associated protein 2. The transcript is spliced from 16 exons. Gene Ontology annotation, biological process: 5-phosphoribose 1-diphosphate biosynthetic process; purine nucleotide biosynthetic process. Bases 1726 to 2835 code for a protein of 369 amino acids. Gene Ontology annotation, molecular function: ribose phosphate diphosphokinase activity; magnesium ion binding. The record is from RefSeq and is a predicted model, not a curated record. Gene Ontology annotation, cellular component: cytoplasm; ribose phosphate diphosphokinase complex. NCBI's taxonomy places the organism in Eukaryota, Metazoa, Chordata, Aves, Charadriiformes, Scolopacidae.